Messenger RNA from Alternaria alternata, 890 nucleotides. RefSeq lists its product as hypothetical. The transcript has a single exon. NCBI's taxonomy places the organism in Eukaryota, Fungi, Ascomycota, Dothideomycetes, Pleosporales, Pleosporaceae. The record is from RefSeq and is a predicted model, not a curated record. The coding region runs from base 437 to 718 and encodes 93 amino acids.
GCGACAAAGGCUUCGAUAUCAACCCUUAUCUCGAAACCCUGACGGCUGGACAACGGCCAUGACUGACUCAGAAGUCAUCUUCGUACACGAAUCAGUCAACCGCCCUUUGCAAGAGAUCCGUCUUAUCUGCAUCCUCCCCGAGGCUCAUGGUCCAAUCAAUUGCAGACUAUAGCGUGUCAACCUCCAGUCCAACCAAACGCCCGAGUAUCAGGUUCUGUAUUACAUCUGGGGUUCACCAGAUCCUGUUCAAUAGAUCGCUGUGAAUAACCAAGCCUUCUAUGUACGACAGAAUCUCCAUGAUUUCCUUGAAGCAUUUCGGGCACGCCUAUACCGGUUUCAAGAUUGUAGUAACUACGAAAACGAGGUGCAAUGGCUGUGGAUCGAUCAAAUCUGCAUUGAUCAGUCGGUUAUUGAGGAAUGGAAUCACUAGGUCAAAAUGAUGUCGGAUAUCUACCGAAGAGCAAGCUACGUCUAUGUGUGGCUUGGUAAAUCUGACGACUACAUUGAAUUGGCGAUGAAGACAAUCAAAGCCGACUUCAGACAAUACUACGAUGCCGACCAUACGACGAAAAGAUCAGGGAAGCGCAGAAAACUGAGUCGCGAUAAGGAAGCAGAUCAGGACAACGAAUCGAUCUCUACCUCCGGUGAUGAGGGCUCAACAAACGAGCUUUUCGGAUCUGCCUUGCAACGCUUCUUCGAGAAUUCUUACUGGCUUUGACUCUGAUCGUCCAAGAGAUUAUGCUGGCCCGCUACAUUCGCGUUAUAUGCGGUGAAACACUACUUUCCUGGGAAAAAUUAAGACGUUUCUGCUCAUCAGGCCUAAAGCGUCUUUCCCAGGAACGGCGCUGGCCGUGCCAUCACAGGUGAUCUGGCUUACUCGACAUGCUUUA